UCAUGAGAAACAUCUUGGGUGAGCUAUGAUUUCAGUUAAAAGAUGUGUUUGUGUGACCGGCGCACCACCGAAGAGCAGAAGACUGCUUCGUGUUCUCCCUGCAGAAGUAUGACCAUGAUUCUUUCCACCUAUAAUACCAUCCAGUCAAUUUUCUGUUGUUGUUGCUGCUGUUCCGUGCAGAAGCGACAAGUAAGAACACAAAUAAGCCUAAGCAAAGAUGAAGAAUUUUCAGAAAGAUACACUCAGCGUCGCAGGCUAUGGUUCACCGAAUUGCCAAGUAAGAAGCGAUCCAACAGAGGCCACAUGCAACCAUCAAAACGCAAGCCACUGCCUCCCCUCCCGACCUCUGAGGUUACUGAAGAGAGGAUCCAAGUCAAAGCACUGUAUGACUUUGUGCCCAGAGAGCCGUGCGAUCUAGCGCUAAAGAGAGGAGAGGAGUAUGUGAUACUGGAGAAGUACAAUCCUCACUGGUGGAAGGCAAGCGACCGUUCGGGGAAUGAAGGCUUAAUCCCAAGCAACUAUGUGACUGAAAACAAACCAACCAAUUUAGAAAUAUAUGAGUGGUAUCAUAGACACAUUACCAGAAAUCAGGCAGAACGCAUUUUGAGACAAGAGUCUAAAGAAGGUGCAUUUAUUGUCAGAGAUUCGAGACAUUUGGGAUCCUACACAAUUUCUGUGUUUAUAAAAGCCAGAAGAAAUAUAGAGGCUACCAUCAAACAUUAUCAGAUUAAAAAGAAUGACUCAGGACAGUGGUACGUGGCUGAAAGACACCUCUUCCAAUCAAUCCCCGAGUUGAUCUGGUAUCAUCAACACAAUGCAGCAGGUCUCAUGACCCGUCUUCGCUACCCAGUUGGACUGAUGGGCAGCUGUUUGCCAGCCACAGCUGGCUUUAGCUAUGAAAAGUGGGAGAUAGAUCCCGCUGAGUUGGCAUUUGUGAAGGAGAUUGGAAGCGGUCAGUUUGGGGUAGUCCAUUUAGGGCAAUGGCGAGCACACAUCCAAGUAGCCAUUAAGGCCAUCAGCGAAGGCGCCAUGUCUGAAGAGGACUUCAUUGAAGAGGCUAAAGUGAUGACGAAAUUAUCGCACUCGAGGCUCGUCCAGCUGUACGGAGUGUGCGUUCAGCAGAAGCCCCUGUACAUCGUGACGGAGUUCAUGGAGAACGGCUGCCUGCUGAGCUACCUCCGAGAGAGAAGGGGGGCGCUGCGGAAGGACAUGCUACUGAGCAUGUGCGAGGACGUCUGCGAGGGAAUGGAGUACCUGGAGAGGAACUGCUUUAUUCAUAGGGAUUUAGCAGCAAGGAAUUGUUUGGUCAGUGCUGCAAGUAUAGUAAAAAUAUCGGACUUUGGAAUGACAAGGUACGUUUUGGAUGAUGAAUAUAUCAGUUCAUCUGGUGCCAAGUUCCCAAUCAAGUGGUCCCCUCCCGAAGUUUUCCAUUUCAACAAGUACAGCAGCAAAUCUGACGUGUGGUCUUUUGGAGUCUUGAUGUGGGAAGUUUUUACGGAAGGAAAAAUGCCUUUUGAGAAUAAGUCAAAUUUGCAAGUUGUGGAAGCCAUUUCCAAAGGCUUCAGGCUCUACCGUCCUCAGCUGGCGCCGAUGUCCAUAUACGAAGUCAUGUACAGCUGCUGGCACGAGAAGCCCAAAGGCCGCCCUACAUUCGCCGAGCUGCUGCAGGUCCUCACAGAGAUUGCGGAAACCUGGUGACCCAAAUGGAAGGCCAACCCCGAGGACCAUCUUGCAAAAUUAUCGCAAAAGGAAAUCCUGUUUGGGGUCACUGAUGGUGAACACCUUCAUUUAGAGUUGCUGACUCUUGGAAACGGUGCAAAGAUCACAGGCUUUUCCAACUUUAAAGUUUAAAAAUACUCUGACACUCAUAUUUUCUACAGGGAUGUCUUUGAAAGGGACUUUCCAACUCUCAUUUUUCUGUGUUGUUCUUCGUGCCCCAUAUGUGAAGAGGGGGAGAAUGCUUCAUAGCAGUCUUCACAGCGGCUGCCCUUUAUGAGAAUAGCCCUGAGGGCCCCCCGAGAAGAAAGAAAUUCUGCCAACUCGUCGAAUAAAGGAGACUCCCCUGCAGAAUUCAAUGCUUUUGAGCUGGAUAGAUCUUUGUGGAAAGUGCACCUUUACAAGCCACAUUAACGUGAACAUUCUUAAACUGCCUUUUAUAAUUUCUCCUGUGUUGUUUAAGGACUUGGUUUUGCACAUAUCUGAUUAUUUUGGAGACAGUGUCUUAUAUUCCAGUUUUAAACACUGUGAAGGCAAAGUUCUUUGAACCGGUCCUUGCGAUGCUUCUAUUUCCAGGAAUAGCCAUUGUCAGGGUCAGUUCGAAACCUGAAUUUCAAUUCUGCAUUUUCACUUUGUCCACGUAACAUGGGACAAUAUAAGAAGCCCCCUUUUAAAAUGUGUAAUAGAUGUUUUUUAUUUUAUUUUCCUUAUAGUGUAGAAGAAUGCUUAUUGCACAGGUGGCCAAAGAAAAGUUAUACAUUUUGAAGGUUUCAUAUCUCUUUUUAGUUAAAUUAUGAAAAUUCUUUUGAGUACGGUUGACACACAAUAUUAGUUUCAGGUGUACAACAUAGUGAUUCAACAUUUCCAUAGGUUACCCUGUGUAGCUACCACCUCUCACCAUACUUUGUUGUUACAAUAUCAUACUCAAAAUUCUUUUGAGUUUGGUUGACACACAAUAUUAUAUUAGUUUCAGGUGUACAACGUAGUGAUUCGACAUUUCCACAGGUUACCCAUGUGUAGCUACCACCUCUCACCAUACGUUGUUGUUACAAUAUCAUUGAUGAUAUUCCCUGUGCUAUGCCUCUUAUUCCUAUGACUUAUUUAUUUUAUAACUGGAAGCCUAUAUCUCCCACCCCCACCCCUCUCUCCAUCAGUUUGUUCUCUGUAUUUAUAGGCCUUCUGGAAGAAGCCUCAUUUUGUCAUAGAAAGUUCCUGCAGUAUCUUUAUAGAAGAUGACUUGCUUCUUUCAUAAGAACAAGAGGAGGCAAAAACAAGAUAUCCGAAUGUUACCUUCAACUCCGUUAUUUCUGACAUCCAGGGUUUUGAAUUCAAGCUAAAAUAACCACAAUCAUAAUUAAAUCUUAACUUCUCACGCACUGUUUAUGGGAAUGGUUGGAAAUGUAUCUUUAUCAUUGUGAGUGUUUCAGAAUCACCGUAGGAAGAAGUGUGUGGCGGAAAGCACAAAUGUCACCACUGUGAGGUUUCUCGAUAGGGGAGUCUGUCCUUUGAAUACCGCCCUACUCUGCAUCAUGGUUCCGCAUUGUGAUUCUCUAAGUUGCUGUCUGGCAGCAGUUGUGACUUUUAAGUCCUGUUUGCCCACUCCAAGAAUGAUGUAUUUGAGUGUCAGUGGCACUUGGUCAAUGAGCACUGAAAUAAUGAGCAUCAGACACGAUAAUGUUCAACUUUGACGAUUCAAGUGGUGGUCUCAGAAAUAUUUGCGUGAGAUCCUCUGGUGUUUCUGAGAGUAUCAAACCCCUUUUCCUCAUGAUAUGGGAGGUGAGACAGGGCUCUUCCUACUGAGAUCAUAAGUCAAAUAAGAUUUGCAGAAGUGAAGUGCAAGAGAGCAUUAGACUAUCGAACAAGCAAAAGCCAAAGCCAGUGGGAAGGUUAAUGUUAUGACAACAGAACAAAACAGGACAACCCAAUACUGAGAAGUUAGGAUUGACCACAGAGCCUCUGCCGUCACGAUCACUGCGAUGUGGGGAGACAGAGUGCAGAGCGAGAGUGAGUCCAGAGAGAAGUCCUUCCUCAAGGUGUGAUAUGGCUGCCGGCACUUCUAUGAGCUGGUGGUGGUGGUGGUAGGCAAGCUCUAUUCCUUUUGUUUUAACACUUCAUCAGAGUUUGAGAUACUAAGAUAUGGAAGUAACUAGAGAUAACAUGUAUGUAACUGAGGUGCCAGAUAAUGGGUAAAUUUGGAAUGUCUUUAAUUUUUUUAAUGUUUAUUCAGUUUUGAGAAAGAGAGAAACAGUAUGAAUGGCGGGAGGGGCA
Molecule: messenger RNA, 3984 nt
Organism: Suricata suricatta (meerkat)
Lineage: Eukaryota; Metazoa; Chordata; Mammalia; Carnivora; Herpestidae
Gene: TXK
Product: TXK tyrosine kinase
Exons: 15
Coding region: 43-1698 (551 amino acids)
Biological process (GO): integrin-mediated signaling pathway; peptidyl-tyrosine autophosphorylation; regulation of platelet activation
Molecular function (GO): protein binding; ATP binding; non-membrane spanning protein tyrosine kinase activity
Source: RefSeq, a predicted model, not a curated record